This is a messenger RNA of Bufo gargarizans (Asiatic toad), 1960 nucleotides long. Its product is annotated as ficolin-1-like. Lineage: Eukaryota; Metazoa; Chordata; Amphibia; Anura; Bufonidae. The record is from RefSeq and is a predicted model, not a curated record. The coding region runs from base 20 to 961 and encodes 313 amino acids. The transcript has 9 exons.
GUCUGCAGAUCAGAUCAUUAUGUGGAUUCCAUGGUUUGCUGUGAUCUGGACGGUGGUCGCCUUCUCUGCUGCUGACAAUUCAUGUCCAGAAGUGAAGAUUUUAGGAAUUGGAGACUCCGACAAACUGACCAUACUCAGAGGGUGCCCAGGCUUUCCUGGAUCUCCUGGCCAGAAAGGAGAAGUUGGGUCAUCUGGAGUAAAAGGAGACAAUGGACUUCAGGGCAUCGCAGGGAAGCUCGGCCCUCCAGGUGUAAGGGGUGCUGACGGCUCCAAAGGCGAAAAGGGGCAAAAAGGUGACCCUGGAUCAUCUGAGUCCGUGUAUGCUGCAAAAAACUGCAAGGAAUUACUGGAGCGGGGUGAAGUGCUAAGUGACUGGCACACAAUAUACCCAGAGAGCCAGAAGCCGCUAAAGGUUCUGUGUGAUAUGCAUACUGACGGGGGCGGCUGGAUUGUUUUCCAGAGGCGCUGGGAUGGCUCUGUUGACUUUUUCCGGGACUGGAACUCAUACAAGAAUGGAUUUGGCAGUCGUCUGAAUGAGUUUUGGCUUGGAAAUGACAACCUUUAUAUGCUGACAUCGUCAGGCACAUGGGAAAUGCGGAUUGAUCUUCAAGAUUUUGAAAACACAAAGCAUUACGCCAAGUAUGCGUCUUUCCAGGUCCUGGGAGAAGAUGAAAGUUAUAAGUUGUUACUUGGGGACUUCAAAGAAGGCAACGCCGGUAAUGCAAUGGACGUUCACGUAGACCAGCCAUUUGCCACAAAGGAUAAAGAUUUAACUGCAGAAAAAUGUGCCACCCUAUACAAAGGCGGCUGGUGGUACUACAAGUGCCAUCACUCAAACCUAAAUGGACUUUAUCUGGGCGGACAGCACGCCUCGUUUGCCAAUGGAAUCAACUGGGCCUAUGGAAAGGGUUACAAUUACUCCUAUAAAUUCUCGGAAAUGAAGAUCAGACCCGUCCAGUAAGAUCACACCAAUAUAAAGUGGAAAAAAACAAAACAAGACAAGAACUUAAAGGAGGACCUCCAGCUGAAAACACGUUAGAUUGCAAUAUGUUGAUAUAUAGGACCAGAUUUACUAAUGUCUCUGCCAAAAAUCUGUCUAUAAAGUGGCACAAUCUGGCGCAUUUCCACACUUUUUCUGACAUGUUCAACAAGUGGGUGGAGCUUAGCAGAAAGGGUGGGGCUUCAAAAAAGGAGGGGCAUACAAUUCACUAUUUUGCCCCCAAAUUGUGCCACAAUUCCUGCAUAAAAAUUUGUCUCACUAUAAACAACCAAUAGUUGGUACAGAGUCAGAGAAGAGUGUCUAUCCCUGCUCCACACGUAUCAUCUAGCCUGAGCCAAUGUGCCGCCUGUCUAAGCUUACGCCAUCUUUUAAACGAGUAAAUCUGGACCACGGUGUCUUGUUACUUAAAGGCUAUGUACACCUUUGGGGGCAAUUUUUUUUAUUUGUUCAUUAUACUCACUAUGAGCUAAAAAUAUUUUUUUCAAUUGGUCUUUAUUAAAAAUAUGGAAUCCUUUUUUCUGUACAGAGCUGAGAUGCUCUAAUAAAGGGAUCUGGAUUUUCUGUCUUUUCCGUCAGUUAGGGAGCUGACGGGCUCCUUAUCUCUGAUCUCUGACAUUAUGAACACUCAGUACAGCUCAGUUCUUACCAUUCUGAUAAGAAUGUGGCUUAAAUAAGUGUUUAUGAUCUCUUGGUAAAUUAGAGUUAAGGGUUAUUAGAGGACCAGCACAAAGUGAAAGUAGGAUUCACACAACUAGAAAAACAGUUCACCCUUUGUGACAGAACGGCUCAAUAUUUUUAAUAAAGACCAAUGGAAUUUUUUUUUUUUUUAGCUCCAAAUGAGUAAAAUGUGAUCAUAAAAAAAUAAAUUGUCCCCAAAGCUGUGCAUAGCCUUUAAUGAGUAAUAAUACCGCCAUCAUUAUGCCAAGUUGUAAUAAAAGAUGGGGAAAUAUGCAUCAGAAA